This is a messenger RNA of Caenorhabditis auriculariae, 852 nucleotides long. The record is from the annotation of a GenBank genome assembly. NCBI's taxonomy places the organism in Eukaryota, Metazoa, Nematoda, Chromadorea, Rhabditida, Rhabditidae.
AUGGAGGGGUUUGUAGCAGUCAGCGAAUGGAACAAUGCAAUGUCAGUCACGUUGGGAUGGAAGGAAGGGACCGGAAUGGCGGUGGCGAUGGCAUCUGGCCGAGGAGGAGGAGGAGGACCGGGUGGCGUUGGGAGCUGGUCCAGAGGAAGUAAAGUUCGAGUUUUGGAGGGUGACGUCUGCGUCUCGUGUCAGAUGCUCAGAAGCUCUGAAUUGAGCUUUGGGGUUUGAAAAGGUUCUUCCUAUUGAAAGAGGUUUUAAGGGAGGCUCAUGAGCUCUGACUUGAAUAUAAAAAAUGAUCUCUAGGUAUUCAGUCGCCAUGCUCUAGACGAUUCAAAAACGAUGUUCGUUCGAUGUACAGUUUAAGUUUCGGAGUGUGAAGUCUGAGCUCUUGGUUGAGAGGCUCAAGCGCUGAUUCAAGCUCCUCGACUCAGAAAAUAUAAUCCUGGGAUUGGCCCUUUCAUUGGGAAGUCAUGGUUCCCGACUAUUUCAGAGAAACUUCAAGUUUAAGAUUUGACGUCUGGCGCCUCUUGUAUUUGAGUCUCAAGUUCCGAUGAAAGAUUUCUCAGUUCGAAAAUCACGAUUCGAAAACUGAUACUCUUAUUGAGAAAAUAUGGUUCGAUCAUUCGUGAACCGUAUUCCAAGCCUCUAAAAGGUCGAAUUUAAUUUAGAUUGCCUGUUUGUCACAAUCCCUACCUUGAAAUACUUUGAAAAAUGUUUCUGUAAAAUUUGCUCCAAGCUUGGGGCUUCUUUGAAUUCAAGACGACCAAAAGAGCCCUUCUUCUUCUUCCUACGCCUUUCUACCGCUUGAGCGGCGUCGGCGCCCCAAGUCGAUUAGCCGAGGUCCUAUCUUGA